AUGAAUUCGAGUUAUUUAUUUAAAUUACCGUUUACAUGUCCAUCACAGUUCCCUAUCUUCACACGUUCAAUUAUCAGCGUGGUGUUUUUUGGGAGCGAUCAUUAUUCAUUACCUCAUUUACACGCCUUGGAAGAGCGUCAAUCUCAGCAUAAAGAUAUUCGAUUAUUGUUUGUGGUUACUACCUCGGAUAAAACUCCUGUUAGAUAUCAUUGUAUUCAAAAUAAAAUAGAUCACGUGAUUUGGCCACGCACGCUUACGAAUAAUUCAAUAAUCAUCAACGCUGUUAGUCAACGAAUAGAUAAAUUGAAAAGUAUUAAUUCCUUGAAUAAGCCAGAGAAAUUGUUAGGCGUAAUUGUUUCAUUUGGCCGGUUUCUACCCUCAUCACUAUUGUCUUUAUUCAAUUAUGGAUGCUUUAAUAUACAUCCAUCAUUAUUACCAAGAUGGAAAGGUUCUAACCCAUUAUUAUAUACUUUAUUAGCUGAUGAUAAAGUUACUGGGAUUACCUUAUUCCGAUUGAAUCCGAUGCAUACAACUUUCGACUCUGGAUCUGUUUUGUAUCAAAAGUCCAUUCGCCUACCUUGUAAUAAGAAUACAAUGUUAACACCGAAUCAAUUAGCUACAUAUUUAAUGCCACACAGCAUUAAUGCUAUGUUUGAGGUCAUUUUAUAUCCUAACUUACCAUAUUUAGUUGGUGUUGAUCAAUCGGUGAUUUCAGCGAAUUUCAACUUCCAAUAA
Messenger RNA from Schistosoma mattheei, 735 nucleotides. The record is from the annotation of a GenBank genome assembly. NCBI's taxonomy places the organism in Eukaryota, Metazoa, Platyhelminthes, Trematoda, Strigeidida, Schistosomatidae.